ACAAAUAAAAAGAAUUAUUCACAAACUGUCAGCACAUUUUCUCUUGCAAAAUCAAUAAAUUUUGGGUUAAAUCACGUCAGAUUUCAGUUCGGAUUUUGCGCUUUAAGACAUUGAUUGAAAUUAAAAUUGAUGUGAAUUCUUUAAAUGUAACAUGAAACACUCCAAAUUAACAUCACUAAUUUUUAUUUUAUAUUAUACUGCAGUGUAUAAAUGUGAUAUUUCUUGUGCUAAAUUUCACAAUUUACAAGAAUCUACAUCAAUAAGGUCCAACUAUCCCAAUACAUACCAUGACUAUACAGACUACAAAAUACGUUCUGAAAGGCAAUUAAAAGAAACUGAUUUGAAUAAUUUCAUUAAACAAAAUCGUAAUUCACGUGGUGUAAAAGGAUCUAGUCAACACCUUAGACUUGGUGAUGCUCAUCAAGUUGCAAACUAUUUUCUCACAGGAGGGCCUCUAAAAGGUCAUGCUCAUUUUUUAAAAGAAAGAAACUGUGAUGAAAAUAAUGAUGAUGAUAAUACUGAAGAAGCAAAUAAUCCGACUAUUGAGACUAAUAAUUUACCUAUAAAUGAUCAAAAUUCAAAUACAACUUCAUCUGAUUUUAUUGUUGGAGCUGUGCAUAUUCCUCCAGCAUUACCACAUAUUCCUCCAGCAUUACCACAUAUUCCUCCAGCAUUACCACAUAUUCCUCCAGCAUUACCACAUAUUCCUCCAACAUUACCACAUAUUCCUCCAGCAUUACCACAUAUUCCUCCAGCAUUACCACAUAUUACUCCAGCAUUACCACAUAUUCCUCUAGCAUCACCACAUAUUCCUCCAGUAUUACCACAUAUUCCUCCAUUACCACACAUUCCUUUAUUACCUAUUUCUUCACAAUUGAAUUCCAUUAUACAUCCGGCUUUAAAUACAAUAAGUAAAGUACCACAUUUGCUAGGAAAUAAUUUAUUACAAUCUCUGUUGCAUCCUAAUUUACAUCCACAUAUUAAUGCGUUACAUAAUAUUCCUAACACUUUGAUACAAACAGCUAGUGUACCAAUGCAUGGUAUAAUGAAUGCCAGGUCAGAAUUCCACAAAUUGUUACAUUCGAACGAAUCAUUUCUUGGAGGUAUAAAUAAAGCAAUAGAAAACAGGAAAGCAAAAAAAAAUCUUAAGAAUAAUUUAAUGUAUCCAAUUGGACAAUCGCCUAUUGUAGGAUUGGCUCCUACAAAUUUCAACAAUGUUCCACUAUCAAGCAUAAUUGAACCACAUCUUCCUGUAUUACCUUCUCCCCCUAAUGGCUAUAUAGUGCAUUAUGUACCUCAUAAUAAGCAAACAGCAUCAAAUUUUCCAGUUGUGGGUUCACCACAGCAACCUUCUACUUAUAAAGGUAGUGAUUCGAAUGUUCAAGAAGAUUUUACAAAUCCCUCCAAUAAUGAAAAUGGAAAUGUGAAUGAAAGCAAACAUUCAACAUGA
Messenger RNA from Frieseomelitta varia, 1450 nucleotides. Its product is annotated as SR-related and CTD-associated factor 8-like. The transcript is spliced from 5 exons. The record is from RefSeq and is a predicted model, not a curated record. The coding region runs from base 152 to 1450 and encodes 432 amino acids. Lineage: Eukaryota; Metazoa; Arthropoda; Insecta; Hymenoptera; Apidae.